UCAGUGUGAAACGAACCAACAACUCAAACGAAACGAACGCGAACGCGCGCGCGAGAAAAACAAACUAGAAUAGAAUAGAACAAAUUAACCUCUCCCCCCAACCAAAAAAAAAAAAAUAUAAAACGCGAAGCGCUGUGGCAGAGGGACCCUAACCCAAGCCCCAUCCUAACAAUAAACAAUAAUCGAAUAAACGAAAUUUAAAUUAACAGCGAAUGAGUAAUACCUGAGCGAUUUAUUAAUCGGACUGCACGACCACGUCAGAAGCUGAGCGAACAACCAAGAAUCCACAAGUAGCUGGCACACGGAAAGAUAAAUAACUGCACAGAUAAUUGCCAGUCCUCGGUACUGGGCUCUAAAAAUAACCCAACAAUAUAGGCGGAGACAAUUGCAGGGCACUGGUGCAAUAAGUGGAGGAGCAGGCGGGGGGCGGAGCCCCGAGGAUCUAUCACUUGCCGACUUAUUUUUGGUAAAUGACCAAGAAUGGCCUACGACAUUAGCAUAGAGAAAAAUAGCCGCAACUGUCAGAGGACAUUGACAUCGGACGCUCGGUUUUUGCAACUUUGAAGUCGAGACAAGGGAAAAUCGAAGGAGAAGGCAACAAAUUGCAACUUUCGCGUUUCAGUGAAAAACCCAACAAUUUAACCACACACACACAAGAUAUAUUAACUAGUCCUAAAGCACCACACUAGGUUAAGCAGAGCAAACGAAACCAAGCGAAACGAACAACCAUAGAAACUAGAUCGCAACCAGGAUCAGAUGAGGCAGCAGCCAGUGCAACAGUCGAGCGGGAAAUCAAUGAGCAGCAGGCGGAGGCACAAAAAGCCCCAGGCAAAGUCAUCAGCAGUAUCCACAACAUUAAAGCGCUCUCAACUUUAGAACCCGAGGCUCGAGUAUGCAACAGGCUGGCCAACUGACGUCGCAGCAGCAACAGCAACAGCAGCAGCAGCAGCAACAGCUACUGCAGCAGCAACAGCAGCAGCAGCAACUGCAGCAGCAGCAACUGCAGCAGCAGCAGAAUGGCGGUGACCUCGCCGCCUACGCCGCCUCCCAGGCAGCCGGCGGUAGGCGUGGCCCCAUAAACGGCGGCCGCUUCGACUUCGAGGACGGCGGCACCUACUGCGGCGGCUGGGACGAGGGCAAGGCCCACGGGCAUGGCGUCUGCACGGGCCCCAAGCACCAGGGCGCCUACGCCGGAGCCUGGAACUACGGCUUCGAGGUGUCCGGAUCGUACAUCUGGCCCAGCGGUUCACACUACGAGGGUCAGUGGCAGAACGGACGCCGCCAUGGACUGGGCGUGGAGCAGAUCGGGCGGCAGAUCUACCGCGGCGAGUGGUCGAAGGACGGGCACAAGGGGCGCUACGGGGUCCGCGAGAGCACCGUGUCGACGGCCAAGUACGAGGGCACCUGGAACGAGGGCUACCAGGACGGGUCCGGAUGCGAGACCUACGCGGAUGGCGGCAAAUACCAGGGUCAGUGGCAGGAGGGCAAGCGCCAUGGCUACGGCAUCCGCACCUCGGCGCCCUUCGGAUUGGCCUCCCACCAUCGGCGCAAGAACCUCCAUGCCUCGCUCAGUUCCCUGCGGAGUGGCGAGAACGGGAAUGCGGCCAAGUUGGCGGAAAAGGCGGAGGAGAUCCGGGGCGGAUUCGUCCUGACGGCCAAGUCCGAUAAGCUGCCGGUACGACGCAACAGUUUGACGGACAAGACCGGCAAGAAGGGAUUCCUGAUGGGCCUCAAGAUGCGCAAACAGCGCAGCACGGGCGAUCUGGAGAAGCGGGGCACCAUUGCGUCCGGCAGCAUUCGCUCCACCAUGUCUUCGGCCUCCUGGAUCAGCACCGGAUCCGAGCAGUCCAACCUGACCACAAAGUCCAACCACACGGAGUCCAAUGCCAGCUUCACCAUGGAGGACGAGCAGCUGGACCCCACGGUGGUGGAGACGUACAUGGGCGAGUGGAAGAAGGACAAGCGCUGUGGUCACGGCGUGGCGGAGCGCAGCGAUGGACUCAAGUACGAGGGCGAGUGGUACAACAACCGGAAGCACGGCUACGGAGUGACGACCUUUCGCGACGGAACCGUCGAGGAGGGCAAGUACAAGAACAACAUCCUGAUCACCAGCCAGAAGAAGAAGCAUUUGUUCCUGGCGCGUUCGCGCAAGCUCCGCGAUCGAAUCGCGGCGGCCUUGAGCUCCGCCCAGCGCGCCCUCAAGAUGGCCAUGCAGCGAUCCGACAUGGCCAUUUCCCGGAUGGCCACCGCGGCGGCCAAGGCCCAGAAUGCGGAUGCGGCGGCGGAGCAGGCCCGGAUGGACUGUGAGAACGCGGUGCGGAUGGCCAGGGAAUUUGCCCCCGACUUCAAGCCCUCGGUGCUGGAGCGUUUCGAGAAGCUGCGCUUCCGGGAACGAGAGCGAUUCCGUCCGGGACCAGCGGCUGUCUCGGAUGCAGGUGUUAAAAUGGGUGGGGGUGCGAACAUGACCACGGCUCAGCAACAACAGCAGCAGGGUCAGUUCUCCCCCACGAGCAGCAGCGGUUCGGAUGCCUAUGCCACGCAGGCCCAGCGACAGCAGCAAUAUCUCAACAUGCAGCAGCAACAGCAGCAGCAGCGUCGCAUGUCGCAGCAGAAAUCGGACUCGGAAUGCCCUGUGCCGCCUUCGAUGUACUCGCAACAGCUGCCCGUCUCCCCGCAGACGGAUCUCUCCGGGAUGGUGAGCCAGGCCCAGCCCAGCCAUGCCCAGGUGAUCAGCGCCAUCAAUCAGAUGUACCACCAGCAGCAGCACCAGCAGCAACACCAGCAGUUGAACCAGCAACAGAGCAACCCGCAAAUGAAUCCUGCAUAUCAGUUCCAGCAACAGCAGCCGCCCGGCCAGGCCAAGAUCAAUCCCAAUCUGAAUGCGAAUCCCAAUCUCAAGCAGAACCAGGCACCCAAUCAGAACCAGACGCAGCUGCCCUUUGGCGCGGGCACCAAUCAGGCACAAUCGCUGCAGCAGCAACAGCAACAGCAGCAGCAACUCUUGCAGCAGCAGCAGCAACAGCAACUUUUGCAGCAGCAGCAGCAACACCAACAGCAACUUUUGCAGCAGCAGCAACUUCAGCAGCAGCAGCAGCAACAUCAGCAACUCCAGCAGCAACCCUCGCUGCAUGCCUCGCCCACCCACAAUGCCUCCAAUCUGCUGCGUCGCGCCUCCCAGAUGCAACAACAGCAAAUCCAGGAGACGGCCGCCGCUGCCGCAAUGGCCGCCAAUGCCGCCGCCAUGGCCGCUGCCCAGCAGCAGCAGCGGAGCGGCAGACCGCCCAUGUUGGGCCAGAUGGGUCAGCAGUCGUCCAUUGACCACUUCGACCACUACAAGAGGCCACCGAGUCGCGACUCCUCCAUCGAUCGGUAUGCCCGGGCGGCCAGUCGCCUGAGCGGAGCCUUCGCCGGUUCGCGGCAGACAUCCCUGGACCGAUCCGGUAUCGCCGAUCCGGUGACCAAUGGCGGCGGUGGGACCAGCACUCCCGACGGACGCCCUCGGGCGGGCUCAGUAUUCCGCGGAUCCACCCCGCAACCUGGAGCCGGAACCUCGUCGAUGACUGGCAACGGAUCGCUGCCCUCGGGAACGGGAGUGGGAGGAGCAGGAGGACGACUGUCGCGGGCUGGAACACCCAGCUUGGGAGCCGGAGGACGAGCACCCAGCCUGGGCAAGACGGAGCCGCUCUUCUCGUCGCCCAACCAGCCGUUCGAGGACGUGCUGCUGCGCCAGCGGACCCUUGGCCAGGACAUCAUUCCCUCGCCCCUGCAGCCCAAGCGCACGGAGAGCCUCUACUUGCCGGCCAAGCCGGCCACGCCGGUGGGCAUGGCCAUGGGCGGAAAGGGGGGCGGAGGAGGCGGCGGCGGCGGAGGCGGCAAGAAAAUGAAGUCGGUGCCCAUCAAUGUGACGCUGCAGCGGAAGAAGUCCAUGCCCGAUUUCCAGGAGCUGCCGCGGGCCACGGAGGCCAUGAGCCGCGAGGAGGUGUCCGCCCUGGGUUCCGCCCGCCGGGAGGCAGUGCGUCGCCAGAUCGAGGUCAACGAGCGUCUCAAGGCAAAUCCCUUGCUGUAUUUGGUCAGUCCACAGGUUAAGGAUUGGUUUGUGCGCCAGCAGCUGAUGCUGCUCGUCCUGAUUUUCAACGUCGCGCUGGCGCUGCUCUUUGUCUACAUGCUCACCUAGCGCCGGAGGAUGCACAGGACGACGCGGGACGACGGGGGCGGACUUGGGUUGGGCGACUCGGGGCAGUGGCAGGGACAGGGGCAGGGGCAGCGGAUGGCUCUGAGCCACUGUGGUUUUGGCUGCCACCAAUAGUGCCAGAUUCGCUGAGUUUCGUGGACUGUGCGGGGCCCACAGUGGCCCACAAUUUGCGUUUGGGGGUGAGAGCUAAUAGGUUUUUAGCAUUUGCAGUAACCAGUUAAUAAACCAACUUAAGUAUCUAAAGUACCAUAAAUGUAUAUCAUAUGUAUAACAUGAGGAAACACGCUAAAGAUGGGAAAAAGAAAUCGAAUUACAAGUCUAGACUGCAGCCAAAUAAUGGAUAAUUAAAUUAACUCAUAGCGCAAAACUGCAAUGCACAAAUCGUAGCAAACUAAAUACAUACUUAGACCGCGUGGCUGUGCAGCCAAUCAUUUAAUUUGUCGAGCCAAUUUAACUUUGUAUUUGUGGCUAACCAAGAGUUGGAGAGGAGAUCGAAUAACUAUAUGCAAAUCAAUUUAACGAAUUUUUCUACACAUUUAAUGUAAAGAUAAAGGCAAACAACAAAAAACAACAAACAACACUAUAACCUAAUCAAUGUUUAAUCAUGAUAAAUAAACGCGUAAUAUAUUUAAACUCUGGCUACUUAAUAUAAUUCAUAAUACGAACGCAAACCUAGGCAUAUGCAAGGCAACCAAAAUACCAAAAACCAAGAAACUUUUCCUAUUUGCAAUUAAAAAUGCAUUAGUCAGCAACUUAAUCAAAACAAAAGGCAACCGAAUAAUACAAGUACUCAUAUUUAUAUAUUAAAAGUGUAACGAUGUGGCACCUAUAUUUGUAUAAUUAGCAAAAUUUUGUGGGACCGAAAACAGCACCAACAAGAAAGGAGAAGCAGCUACAAGAUACGUGUAUCAAGUAUCUUGAGCUCUGUUUUUGGUUAACCAGAUAAAACGUUUUCGAAACCAAAUUGAAUUCGAGAAGAUCUGGGAAAGAUUUACGGAAUCUGAAAAUGAAAAAAAAUUAUAUACUUUAAAGCAACGGAUCGCGGUUGUUAAUGAAUGAAGCUGUAUAUAUACAUUUUAAAAUUUUAUCGUAUAACUAUAAUUAUUUUCUUCUCGAUAAUUUACGUUUAAAUUCAUAGCUGGGACGAUGUCAUUAUUUCAAAGUGUUGCAAUUUAUCGUUUUUAGUUUCACUUCAUUUACGAUGUACGAAUAUGUUCUAAAUAUUAUUAUUUAAUUUUUUAUUUGUUAUUUUAUAUGCAUACAUUAUUGAAAAUAAAUAAAACCGCACAUUCGCAUCUUUGCAAGUGUA
Molecule: messenger RNA, 5501 nt
Organism: Drosophila subpulchrella
Lineage: Eukaryota; Metazoa; Arthropoda; Insecta; Diptera; Drosophilidae
Product: junctophilin-1
Exons: 9
Coding region: 893-4174 (1093 amino acids)
Cellular component (GO): plasma membrane; junctional membrane complex; endoplasmic reticulum membrane
Source: RefSeq, a predicted model, not a curated record